Electrophorus electricus (electric eel) is the source of this 5211-nucleotide messenger RNA. RefSeq names its product Sad1 and UNC84 domain containing 2 (gene sun2). Gene Ontology annotation, cellular component: nuclear envelope; meiotic nuclear membrane microtubule tethering complex. The record is from RefSeq and is a predicted model, not a curated record. Gene Ontology annotation, molecular function: protein-membrane adaptor activity. Lineage: Eukaryota; Metazoa; Chordata; Actinopteri; Gymnotiformes; Gymnotidae.
UCGUUUUAAAAACAACCGAAAGCGACGCCAGAAGGAGGGGUUUGUGCCCACUGUCAAACCCCUUCCUGGAAUAGCUGUCACUUUUUCGUCUUCCUCCGCACCUACGUUACUUUUGCGUCUUUUAAAUUAUCUGUUUCGCUGUGCAAAAUAAGUCGGUUUGGCCAGUAAGCUGUUUGUUGUUGUGGAGAAGCUUUGGGACAGCGCUGCGCCGGCUCUCUGCACUUUGUUGCUGGCUAUAGCGGGCGGUAGAUUCACUGUUAUUUGUUUUUAUUAUUUAUUAUCACUGUGUUAGCUAAGAUAGGUCAUAGCUAUAGUGGGCGGUAUAUUCACUAUUAUUUGUUUUUAUUAUUUAUUAUCACUGUGUUAGCUAAGAUAGGUAAUAGCUAUAGUGGGCGGUAUAUUCACUAUUAUUUGUUUUUAUUAUUUAUUGUCACUUUGUUAGCUAGCUAGCUAUAGCGGGCGGUAGAUUCGCCAUUAUUUGACAGCUCGCGGACAGAAUGGCUUCCUCUGAGGCCGAAAGUGAACGAGAGAUGUCAAGGCGCAGCGCCCGCUUAAAAACGAGUGGGUACUACCCCCAGGAUGACGACACUGCCAGCACCUGUUCUAAUGGAUCGGCUUCACCCAUCUCGUACAAAGAGAGCCCCUUCAGGGUCUUUAAGAAGAAGGCAGCCAACCGUAAGCUGGUCGGGUCCUCCCGCACCUCAAGCCAUGCCAGCAGCCUCAGCUCAUCACAGGGCCCAUACACCAGUGAGCUCAUCACAGAGGAUGAAUUUACAGGCGUGGCCUCGCCUGUGCAGGCUGCCGUCUGGAGGAGGAGCCCUGUUUUCCAGGCUUCACCCCCCCUUGCCACAGAGCCGGCAGGCUUCUCCUCAGGAUACUCCUCAUCGGAGGAUGGCGACUACCCACAGUCCAGUCCUGUUCAGGCUCCAGCUGAGGCAGACUUUUGGUUCCGAAAAGUGCUCACCUUCCCAGCUCGUGCCUUUGCAUUGCUCUACUGGUGGCUGGGACCAGCAUGGUACAGUCUGACCUCUGGAAUCUCUCUGCUUGAUGUCUUUCUGCUCAGCAGACACACUGCAGGUGUGAGGAAGGCUAUCCUCCUCCUCUUCCUCCUCUUGCUGGUUUUUGGAGCAUGGUACUGGUACCCCUUUGUCACGGCACAACUGUUACACACUGCUGAAAAGACCAUGAUUGAUCCCACGCACCUUCACACACGUGCCCCUCUGUAUGAUCAUGUGUUGGACGCGAGGUUGUCGGCUAUGAAGGUUGAAAUCUACGCGAGCCUGCGAGAGCAGGAGAUGAAGUGGUUUGAGAACAGUGCAAGAGAAAUGGAGUCCAUGCUGGAUAAAGUGGUCAAUGCGAGGUUGUCGGCCAUGAAGGAUGAAAUCUACGGGAGCCUGCGAGAAGAGAUUAAGUGGUCUGAGAAGAGAGCAAGAGUAAUGGAGUCCAUGCUGAGUGAGAUCCAGGUGCUGAAACAGGAGAUACAAAGGCAGAAGCUUACAUCUGAGGAUCAGGUGCUUAAUGCAAGGUUGUCAGCUAUGAGCGACAGGAUGACGAAGUUGUCUGAGAACAGAGCCAGAGAAAUGGAGUCCAUGCUGACACUACAAAAAACUAUGCAGGGCCUGGAGGUUAGAGUAAAGAAUGUCAACUCUCAGCAUCAGCGUCAGAUCUUCCACCUGAGAUCCAGCCUCCAGGCAGCCUCGGAACAACUCAUCCACAGAAUAGAAACCCAGGAAGAUCAGUUCACAGUGUUAAAGAAGGACAUGGAUGACUCAGUCAACUUUGACCAGGAAGUAGUGAUGCGUCCAGACCUGGAGAGGGAGCUGGAGGCCCUGGAAAAGAAAAUAAUAGACAGACUUCGACAACAGCAGGACAAAGAGAAAAGAGAUGUAUGGAGGGUGGUGGGGGAGACCUUGCAAGAGGAAGGAAUGGGAGCAGUCGCUAUAAAGGAAAUAGAGCACAUUGUGCACAGAGCGCUGAGUCUCUUCAGGGCCGAUGGGACAGGAAUGGCGGAUUACGCACUGGAGUCGUCAGGUGCUAGUGUGAUAAAUACCCGUUGUUCUGAGACAUAUCGGACCAGAUCUGCAUGCCUCAGUCUGUUUGGAAUUCCUCUGUGGUACCACUCUGAAAACCCUCGCGCUGUUAUACAGCCCGAGGUCUACCCUGGUAAGUGCUGGGCGUUCCGUGGUUCUGAAGGGUUCCUGGUCAUCUCUCUGUCCUACCCUGUCCGGAUUACUCACAUUACCUUGGAACACAUCCCUCGUAACUUGUCACCCACUGGACACAUAGACAGCGCACCAAAGGACUUCACCGUUUAUGGAAUGACACAUGAACACGAGGAAGGAAAGCUUCUCGGAUCGUUUACUUAUGACCAAGAUGGAGAACCCAUCCAGACCUACCAAGUACCUGAGUCUCCCAGUGAGGUGUACCACCUGGUGGAACUACGGGUCCUCAGUAAUUGGGGUCACCCAGAGUACACCUGUCUCUAUCGCUUCCGGGUCCACGGCUUACCCUGGAGCACCUCACAGGAAGAACGAAGAACAAGAGAAUCAAUAAAUGAGUAAAUGAACCCCCUUUUAUGAGGUUUAGCAUCAUAAGACAAGUUCAGGUCUUGACUGAGGGUGUCGAGGAUGCUGGGGGGCCAUGAAGAUCUUGAUGUUUCUGCAUCAUUUCUUUCUUAUCUCGCUCUUUCCUGGAUCGCUUUUGCAACAAUGGUGAUUUGCACUGGUGCGUUGUACCUGCUGUGGUUAUGAACCCACUCACAAAAGCCUAAAAAGCAGAGAACACACUGAACAAAUACGUCACAAAUGCACAGCUGACUAGCACUGUGUACAUGCAGAUGAGGCUUAAAAAAAGGAAGUUAACAUACAAAUAAUUAUGAAAAUGUAAUCCACAAUUUGCACUAUUUACUACAAUGCCAAAGGAAUGUAUCUCAUAUUUAUCAUUUCCUAUGUCUCUAAAAGUAUCAUGAAUCUUUUAAAGAAAGACUUUUACAAUCUAUUGAUGGUAACAACAGAAUGAAAAAUUAUAGCCACCAAUUAGCAUUUGGUAAUUUGCAUAAUGCUAAUUAUUUGCGUCUGACUUUCUUCUGUUAACAAUAAUAGCAGCAUUUCUUGUUAAUAUACCCUAAUGGUAGACAGAGGUACUUGAGAGCUACUCCAGGGGUUGAUAUCUUGGAGAAUUUUUUGUUGUUGUUGUUUACUUAGGGCUAUGACAUAUUUAAUAGAUAAGAAUGAUGUCAUUGUGCAAACUUAUUCUUUUUGUUCAAAGUUAUUACGAUGAAGGAUGUAAGAUAAUCUUUAGCUGCAGUUAUAUUUAUGAUGUGUUCACCAUGGCAGUGUUUACAUAUAAUCCCACUUGGCCAUAAAAGUAAAAAUAUGGCCAUAGGCUCUGUCUGUGCCAUCCAUAUGCUAAUGCAUUUGAUAAUAUAGCUGGAUUUGUACCUUGACCCUUCUCACCAUACUUAUCCUGAAUAGCACUGGUCCCUGAGUCUUGUAGAGGCUGUGGGUGUGGCCUGUUGCCUGGGAUACACUGGAAGCCAUUUUUUGCCCACCCUGAGGUCUGUUAACAUUUGUAAUGUGUUCAUAGGGAAGGUCCCACAACGGAAGCCACUGCUGCUUCUGUUCCACAGCUGUGGACAGCUUGUUCCACUGACUAGCAGCCAGUGCAACUCACAUUAACAUGCAUUUUUAUUCAUUUGCAUAUUUCCUAUUAAUAAUUUCUAAUUAGAGGUAAUUAUUUACUAGAAAUUUAAAGUGGAAUGUGUUGGCAGGUCUUUUCAGCGUAUCCAUGUGUUAAUCUUUGAAGCAAAAGCAUAAGCAUUCCAUUUAAAAAGCAAAGCUUUAGAAACAGUUCAAAAUGGCUUUAAGAAGGUUUAUGUACACGGAUUGUGAAAGUAUAAUAUGAUGUAUUUAUUUUUUAAAAUUAGCAGCACUUAUUUUAAAAUUUUGGGUUUUGCCUAUUGUGAUGUAUUGAGCUCAUACAUAUCACUCUGCAUUUGCUAUUUAUUUGAUGAGCUAUUUAUUUUUAUAUUAUGGCUGAGCAGCCAAGACUAUGGUGUACCUGUAACUCUUACUCAAAACCUAAACAAAGGAAAAUGUUUUUAAGAUCCAGGUUUAAAUAAUCGCACAGAAUACAGAGCGGUCCUCAUUUAUAGGAUGUCAAAAUAAAAGAUGUUAAAAACAGAGACGUCUGUAUUAGAACAGCAAUAUUAAUCACCUCAAAAAUGAUAGACGUGCCCUUAACAGUUUUCCUGCACACACUGCCUCAAGCAGAACGCAUGCUAGUUUGGACAGUUUGGACUUACUCAUCCUUGCCGUCUGUACUUCAUAUGUGGACUUGUUAUCCAAAUGCCUUUUUCUUUUUUCCAUUUUGAUUUGAUGAAGCAGUGAUUGAAUAUGAGGUAAUGUAAGCCUACAAAAUUUGUAAAUUGCAGGGCCAAUCGAAUGCUGUUUGAUGUUGCAGCUUGAAUAUCUGUCUACAGUUAACCAGGCUUGAAUAUCUGUCUACAGUUAACUGGGUCUUCCUUGCAUUUGGUCUGCUUGGCUUACUACACAGUAUUGGCUUUCAAAGUGUUCUUCAAGUAUAUCAUAUAACAAAUUGCACAUUAAUGUUUAUUUUUUGUAUGUGUGGUUUCUUCUUCAGUGUCCAGACUGUGCUGUUUUAAGCAGUGUGUUUAUUUCAGCCACAUUCAGGUUUUACACAAAGGAGGAUUUUUUAACAGCCUAUUUUUUAUUCAUAUAAAGUAUGAGCAACAUCUGUUUACCUCAUGUCUGCAUUUCUCAGUUUGCAAUAACCUUAAAUGUACACAACUCAGUAUUAUACUCAUGCUAUGUUUUACACUUCUGAAAUGCUAUGUUACAAGUGCACCUGUCCUCCCUAGGGGAAGUGUCCAGGGGAAGUGCAGUAGGGUGCAAUGUCUUUGGAUUGGAUCAGGACUUGGUCUAUGUUAGUCUAGCAAAACCCCCUGCUGGGUUUGGGGAGAUGAUUUUCUGACCAAAGUGCCUAUUGCCUCUCUUGAACAUAUGGUGUAAUCUUGAGCUCUAUGGAACACCAUCUGUACGCCUCUUUACUCCAUCGUGAAACUAGGGAUUUUUUUCUGUAUAUUUUUUUAUGUUACAGUGGAAACAUUGUGCAGUUCUUGCAUUUCAUUUAAAAUGUGGCCUAUUGUAAAUUAUCUUUUGUUUUCUGGGGGUUAAAACUUGAUAUAACUUA